GCAUAUGACUGUACCGCAUCAAAAAAAUAUGGCCAUCUAACAAAUAGCGGUUCUGUUCCUUAAUUUGUGAAAGUGUUAUGCUAAUGGGAACCUUUAUAUUUGUCAUCCUGACUAUUAGAAUAUUUAGAAAUUAAGCUUAUAAUCUGUAGCAAUAUGUAUCUAUGUACAUGACAAUAAUAGCUUUCAUAAAUGCAAUACGAACAACAAGUCGAUUUAAUAUACACAGUUCGUGUUGACUGAAUAAUUUAUAAGAUGCAAUAUGCAAUGCACUGCACCCGACUAAUUCUGUUGCCAUAUAAGUAAAAUUACCCUGGACGUUUGUCUGCUUCAGAUGUACAUAGGUGACAUUUCUGAAGUAAAUGGAACAAUAGAUUGUAGGAUGCAUCAACUGGCCUGGACAACAUACUUUUAAGGUAUCAUUGGGGAUUUUAAUAGCACAGUGACUCAUAGUGUUAUAUAAAUUGCAACGAGUAGAAUAAGUACUUAAUCAUAGCAUGCAUAUUAUAGUAUUGCAUAAAAUAUUGGCAUACUUGAGAGUGGUUGUACUUAGGUUAUACUGAAUUUGCAGAAAUACUUAUUUAUAAUGCUACAUAUUACGUAACAACACCAACAAAGUCAAAUUAAGCAGCUGAUUAAAAAAGAGGUUUUCCUAUGUAUGAAUGUAUGCAUAUUGAAUCUUGAGUUCAGUCUCUAUGUACAUCAUAUAAUUUAUCUAAUCUCUGUUAAAUUUAAUUAAGCAUGAUUUGGCUUUUGCCUAUCAUGAAUUUUUUAUUGAUGUGUAAAAGUGAAGUGAUUCCUGUUGAGCGAGGUGAAUUGGACGUGUGACAGUUCAUUUGGAUCGGUUUAAUAACUUAUUUGCUUAGUAAAAAAAAUUAACAAUUACCAAGUAUGUCAUCCAAGUGCGGAAGUGGGUGUGUCAUGUCCAGCAUGAUGAAGCUUGUCCCAUUCUUAGGAACGAUUGGAUUGUACUUCACCCUUUUCAUCCCAGAGCACAUACCCUCAGUUUGGUCGACGGUGGUGAAAUGUUUGCCCAUUCUGAGUUUAGCUUUGUUUGUCAAGCUUCACAAAACUGCAGAUAAGCGAAAAUCCACCUUUAAUCAGACGAUAUUUUUUGGGUUACUUUUUUCCUGCUUGGGCGAUGCAUGUUUAGUAUGGCCGGAAUAUUUCCUUCAUGGCGUGAUUGCCUUUGGAGCAGCGCAGAUUUUGUUCAUCCGAGCAUUCGGACUAGCCCCGUUGCAUCGUGGGUUGGGAACCGUAUUUCUCUUUAUUGUUGGAGUUGUUUUGUUUCUGAUACGACCUGGCGUCAUGGCUCAACCACUCCCACUUGCCACAGCAGUCAGUUUAUAUUCUCCGCUUUUACUGGGUCGCGUUUGGUUGGCUGGGUCAAUAUUUGUGAAGGAGGGAUGUUCUGGCUGGAUUAACUUUUGGGGAUUUAUUGCCCCAUUGUCGUUCAUGGUGUCGGAUUCUGUCCUCUCUAUAAACAAGUUUUACAGCACGAUUCCUUAUCAUCAAGAGAUAGUUAUGGUGACCUAUUAUGCAGCUCAGUUCGCUGUGGCACUCACAAUAUUGGGCGAACUUGGGAACAAGAAUGCUAAUGCAUCUUCGUCAUCGACGCCAAAAAAUAAAAAUAAAAGCAGUGGGAAUAAGAAAAAAGCUUGAAGUUAAAUGGAAAUAAAUCAAGUUUUGAGCUUUA
Molecule: messenger RNA, 1693 nt
Organism: Folsomia candida
Lineage: Eukaryota; Metazoa; Arthropoda; Collembola; Entomobryomorpha; Isotomidae
Product: lysoplasmalogenase
Exons: 7
Coding region: 889-1659 (256 amino acids)
Cellular component (GO): membrane
Source: RefSeq, a predicted model, not a curated record